UCUCUUUAACGUCAUCCCACAGCGCCGGAAGUGGAGGGGCACGGGCGUAGUAACGUGAACGCAUCGGUGUCUGCGGUCUCGAGAGUGAUGAUGCGGGUGUGCUGGUUGGUGAGACAGGACAGCCGGCACCAGCGAAUCAAACUACCCCAUUUGGAAGCAGUUGUGGUAGGGCGUGGCCCAGAGACCAAGAUCACUGACAAGAAAUGUUCUCGUCAGCAAGUGCAGUUGAAAGCAGAGUGUAAAAAGGGAUAUGUCAAGGUAAAGCAGGUAGGGAUCAAUCCCACCAGCAUUGACUCAGUCAUAAUUGGGAAGGACCAAGAGGUAAAGCUUCAGCCUGGCCAGGUUCUCCACAUGGUGAAUGAACUUUAUCCAUAUAUUGUAGAGUUUGAAGAAGAGGCAGAGAGCCCUGGCCUGGAAACACACAGGAAGAGAAAGAGGUCAGGCAACAGUAAUUCUGUAGAAAGGGAUGCUGCCCAGGAAGCUGAGCCUGGGACAGGGCUGGAACCUGGGAGCAGCCCUAGCCAAUGCUCUGUGCCCCCAAAGAAGGGAAAAGAUGCACCUACCAAAAAGGAAUCACUAGGCCAUUGGAGUCAAGGCUUGAAGAUUUCUAUGCAGGACCCCAAAAUGCAGGUUUACAAAGAUGAGCAGGUGGUGGUGAUUAAGGAUAAGUACCCUAAGGCCCGUUACCACUGGCUGGUCUUACCAUGGGCCUCCAUUUCAAGUCUGAAGGCUGUAACCAGGGAACACCUUGAACUCCUCAAACAUAUGCACACUGUGGGGGAAAAGGUGAUUGCAGAUUUUGCUGGGUCCAGCAGUCUCCGCUUCCGAUUGGGCUACCACGCCAUUCCUAGUAUGAGGUCCUCUCAGCAGAUGGAGCCAGGAAAUACACAUAUGGAUCCUAAUUCACGCAGACACACAUACAUCUGUAAUUCUGUAUUUAUCUAUCUACCUCUCCAUGUACACCUUCAUGUAAUCAGCCAGGAUUUUGAUUCUCCUUGCCUUAAAAACAAAAAACAUUGGAAUUCUUUCAAUACAGAAUACUUCCUAGAAUCACAAGCUGUGAUAGAGAUGGUACAAAAGGCUGGUAGAGUGACUGUCCGAGAUGGGAUGCCUGACCUCUUGAAGCUGCCCCUUCGUUGUCACGAGUGCCAGCAGUUGCUGCCUUCUAUUCCUCAGCUGAAAGAGCAUCUCAGGAAGCACUGGACAAAGUGAUUCUGCAGAGCCUGAACUUCUGCCUCGAGUGUGGCCGAUUGUUUGGAACCAACUGCUGGCACCUGUUGUGGGUUGCUUGUGAACUUUUACUCACUUCCUGAAGUAAAACAUGCAGCUUUUUUUACAAAGCUUAUUCUCUUCUUGAGUGGCCACAAUGUACGAUGACUUGAAAUGUUCAGGAAUUAGGAAUUUGGGUUUGUCAUGGAUGCGUUUUCUGGUGAGGGUGGCUGGGACAUGCCAGAUCCCCCAUCUCCAGGACCCAUGUCAGGUCUGACAAAUGGGAGCAAAGCCAUGGUCACUCUCAUCUAGUGCAGAAUAUAGAAGCAGAGGUCUGGUUGUAUGUUUCUGUUCCUUGUAUUUAUCCUCCCUUCCUGGAGGCCUGGGGUACCCUUUCAUCAGACUAGCUAGAGUGGUCUCCUAUUUAUCCUGAAGGCACUAACGGGUCUUGUUUUCUGAUCUUAGGCUGUUCUGUAAUGUUCAUCUUCCCUCCUUCACGGGAAGGCUUGCUUUCUCCCGUCCUUCCACCCCUUUCUCUCCAAGAUCAUGCACAUGCUCCCUUCUCAGGAAGUCUGUCUCAUUUGUUUUUUGCUGUGGGCAAAGAGGCUAGAUGAGGGGGUUGAGGGUAGAGUUUUAUUCUAAUCUCAGGGGUUCCUGGCUGGUAAGGAAACACUUGGCCAUAUGUUCAUCGUGGUUCACCUGUCAAGUCCUCUUGCUGGUCUGCUUGGACCUGUUGUCUGAAAAUAAAGUUCAUUUGUUUGAGGCAUCUCUCCUAAGUAGUUGAAGACUAUUGGAAGUUCAGCUGACAAUCACAGAGUAAGUUCUAAUGUAUGAAAAGGUAAUUGAUGAAUAAAAAAAGUUACAUAGAAUCAACUUUAUUUUUCCCUGAGAACAAAUUUGUAUGGAAAAGUU
Lemur catta (Ring-tailed lemur) is the source of this 2121-nucleotide messenger RNA. RefSeq names its product aprataxin (gene APTX). NCBI's taxonomy places the organism in Eukaryota, Metazoa, Chordata, Mammalia, Primates, Lemuridae. The coding region runs from base 88 to 1212 and encodes 374 amino acids. Gene Ontology annotation, biological process: double-strand break repair; single strand break repair. Gene Ontology annotation, molecular function: DNA 5'-adenosine monophosphate hydrolase activity; single-stranded DNA binding; single-strand break-containing DNA binding. Gene Ontology annotation, cellular component: nucleus. The transcript has 9 exons. The record is from RefSeq and is a predicted model, not a curated record.